AUGUCUUCCGCCGCCCUAGUCCCCGCAGAUGACAUUCUCGAGCCCACUCUUCAAAGCAUCCUCGACCAGAAGAGCCUCCGCUGGAUCUUCGUCGGCGGCAAAGGCGGCGUCGGCAAGACCACCACCUCCUGCUCUCUCGCCAUCCAGCUCGCCAAGGUCAGAAAAUCCGUGUUGUUGAUCUCCACUGACCCAGCACACAACCUGAGCGAUGCCUUUGGACAGAAAUUCGGCAAGGAGGCGAGGCUGGUCGAUGGAUUCGAUAAUCUGAGCGCCAUGGAGAUCGACCCCAGUGCGAGCAUGCAGGAUCUGCUGGCUGCUGGCGGGGAGCAGGGUGAGGAUAUGGGAUUUGGACUUGGGGGGAUGAUGCAGGAUUUGGCGUUCAGUAUUCCCGGUGUCGAUGAAGCCAUGUCCUUCGCCGAGGUCUUAAAGCAGGUCAAGUCCCUAUCCUACGAAGUCAUCGUAUUCGACACCGCCCCGACCGGCCACACCCUGCGCUUCCUCCAAUUCCCCACCGUCCUCGAGAAGGGCCUCGCCAAGCUCUCCCAGCUAUCAAACCAAUUCGGACCCAUGCUCAACUCCGUCCUCGGCGCGCGAGGCGGUCUCCCCGGCGGCCAGAACCUCGACGAGGUCCUGUCCAAGAUGGAGUCCCUGCGCGAAACCAUCAGCGAGGUCAACGCUCAGUUCAAGGACGCGGACCUCACGACGUUCGUGUGCGUGUGCAUCGCGGAGUUCUUGUCGCUGUACGAGACGGAGCGGAUGAUUCAGGAGUUGACGAGCUAUCAGAUCGAUACCCAUGCUAUCGUUGUCAAUCAGCUCCUGUUCCCCGGGAAAGAUAGCACAUGCGAGCAGUGCAAGGCGAGGCGGAAGAUGCAGAAGAAGUAUCUCGAUGAGAUUGCGGAGUUGUAUGAGGACUUCAAUGUUGUUCGGAUGCCGCUUCUGGUCGAGGAGGUGCGUGGGAAGGAGAAACUUGAAAGGUAA
Molecule: messenger RNA, 978 nt
Organism: Coccidioides posadasii C735 delta SOWgp
Lineage: Eukaryota; Fungi; Ascomycota; Eurotiomycetes; Onygenales; Onygenaceae
Gene: GET3
Product: Golgi to ER traffic- protein
Biological process (GO): post-translational protein targeting to endoplasmic reticulum membrane
Cellular component (GO): GET complex
Molecular function (GO): ATP hydrolysis activity; ATP binding
Source: RefSeq, a predicted model, not a curated record